Molecule: messenger RNA, 4401 nt
Organism: Closterium sp. Yama58-4
Lineage: Eukaryota; Viridiplantae; Streptophyta; Zygnematophyceae; Desmidiales; Closteriaceae
Source: the annotation of a GenBank genome assembly
AUGAGGAUGGGGAGUAAGAAGAGAAGGGGCGAGGAGGGGGGAGGUGAGAGGGAAGGCGAGGGAAGUAGGGAGCUUGAAGAAAAGGAGAAGGCGGAGGGAAUGGAGGAGGAGAAGCAAGGGGAGGAGGGGGUUGGAGGAGGACUGAGAACGGGAGCCAGAGCGGAUUCCACGUCAGCGGGAGGCGAACGGGGGUUUUGGUCGCGAGGCAACAGCUCAGCAGCUGCUGCGGCGGCAGCUGUGGCGAAAGGUGCCACAAGUGAAGGCUGGGGGCCUGGUGGGUCCUAUGGUAGAGGGGGUAUGAGGAGGGAAGGGCAUAGUGAUGGUAGAGAGAGGGAAGCAAGGAGAAGGGAAGGUGAUGGGGGUCAGUUGGGGGUUCGAAUUGGUGCAGAGGAGUUGGCUGGGGUAGAGAUGGAGGAGAUGAGGGCGGAUGGAGGGGGUGCUGCUGCUGGUGGAGUAGAGAGGAACAUGCAGAGCUUAGAUAGAGGUGGUGUGAAUUAUGCCCAUGCUCACUCUCAUGCUGCUGCUGCUGCAGCUGGUGGUGCCAGUGGCAAUGACAAUAUAGCGUUACUUGUGCCAGCAGCACCAGCAGCAGAAGAUGCCCCAAGCGCUGCUGGUUCUCCUCCAGCCGCUCAGGUGCCCUCUGUGGAUCUCCAGGUGGUAACAACAGAGCGCCAGGUGCCUCUAGCAGAACCUCAGGUGCCGUUAUCUGCAACAGACUACUCCACUGUAGCACCAACACCCGCCUCAGGACCACUGCCUUUCUCCCACCCACCGACUAGAGCCCAGGCUGGGGCCCAGGCUCGGGCCCAGCCAGGGAUGGAGGCUCGGGCCGAGGCUGGAGCUCAGGUCAGGGCUCAGGCUGGGCCGUCUAGUAGGAGCGAAGCAGCAGCACUCUCACGCCCAGUCUCAAACGCUGCUCCUCCCCGCCCUCCCCUUCCCCGUGCGCCUGGGGACCUGGAUCGGCAGGGCAGUGCAGGCCGGCAGACGGCAGGAGAGACGCAGAUGGGCGCUAUGGGGGGGGGAGGGGAUCAGGCGAUGGGGUUGUGGGUGGGCCGGGGCAGGACAGCAUUUCGACCGAAUCUUGAUAGGGUGGCGGAGGAAGAGGGGCGAGAUGGGGAGAGAGACGAGGGGCGAGACAGCGGGAGGGAAGAGAGGAGAGGAGGGAGAGAGGAAGGGAGAGUAGGGUGGAUUGAUGGGGGCAGAGAUGGAGGGGAGAAAAUGCUUCAGGGAAGGAGUUUGGAGGAGGGAAGAGGUGCGGAAGGUGGGGUUGUUGGAGGGGGGAGGAGAGAGGGGGGCGGUGACGGGGUGAGGGGAGAGAGGGAUUCUGGAGGAGGGGUGCAGUGGUGGAAGAGGAGGGAGGGGAGGGGUGUGAUAGGGAGCGAGAAGGGAGGAGAAGAAAGAGGAAAUGCGGGUGGUGGUGGAGGAGGGGGAGAAGCUAAAGGGGGAGGGGGAGGAGGAGGGGGAGCAGGAGGAGGGGGUGCUGGUGGUGGUAGUGGCAGUGGUGGGGGUGGGGUUGGUGGAGGGGGUGAUGGUGGAGGAGUGAGGGGAGGGGGAGGAGGAAGGGCAAGUGACAUGCGAGGGGGAGGUGGGAGCGCAGGAGGAGCAGGGAGUGGAGGGGGAGGGGGAGGGGGCGGAGGCGGCAAGCGCAAGGAGGGGCAUGGUGGGGCGGAAGGUUCCUGGAAGCACGCGCUGAGGGACAUUGCGAUGCGGCCUGAGAGGCACGGCGACGUGGUGCUGUUUGCUGAUGCCUGUGUGGUGGUGAUCCGAGAUAAGUACCCCAAGGCCCGGCACCAUCUGCUGGUGAUCGCACGAACGGACGGUGUGGAUCGCAUCAUCGACGCCACAGCAGCCGAUCUGCCUCUGCUGCGCCACAUGCUGACAGUGGGGCAGCUGUGGGCGGCCCACUCUGUCUCACCCUCCUCCUCCUCCAACCCCACCCUUGGAUCCGGCAAUGCACCCAACCCCGCUCCUGCCUCUCGCGCCACACCACAACAGGACAGCUUGCCACAGAAACCACCUGAAAAAUCUCCUGAUGCUGCGCCUCCAGAGGUGUCAGGUGCUAUUUCAGGUGAUCGGCCAGCGGGGGAUGCAGGCAGUGAAGGCGGCGAGAAUGUGAGGGAGAAGGCUCUGCCUGGGAAGGGAGGGCUGGUUGUGCCUAUAACGAGGGGCCCAGGACCAGGUGUGACAACAGCGGGGUCAUCGCCACCUCAGCCACUGCGCUUCCGUUUCGGCUUCCACCAGGUACCGUCCAUGCACCAGCUGCACCUGCACGCCAUAAGCCAGGACCUGGACUCGCCCCAUCUGAAGCACAAGAAGCAUUGGAACUCCUUCGCCUCGCCCUUCUUCCGCGAUGCCCUCCAGGUGAUUUCCCAGAUAGAGCAGCACGGCCAUGUGCUGCCCGCGCUACCGACCACCCACAUCGCCUCCUCUGUAGCCGGACAGAACCUCUUUCCCGGCUCAGGUGAAACCUCCCCCAGGGCUCCCCCUGUUGCUCCAGAGGCAGGAGCGGGAAAAGGGAGUGGUGCAGCUGUGGCAGAGGGUGCAGCUGUAGCAGCAGCAGAGGCAUUGGGUGGGCUGGCAAUAGCAGGCGAUGGAGAGGGUAGGAGUGGGGAGAGGCUGGCAGGUGAGGAAUCUCGAAAAGCUGUAGCAGAUGCUGAUGCUGCACCACGAUCAAGGUCAAGAUUGGGUGCUUCUGAUGAGGUUGUAGGAGCCUUGGAGAAAGAGGCUCGGCAUCUGCUUCGGCAUGAGCUUCGGUGCCACCGGUGCCGCAGCGUGCAGCCGAACCUCCCAAGGCUGAAGACGCAUAUCCGCACGUGUUCUGCACCCAUGCCUGGUUCCCAAGUUGGCCUGGAUAGCAGUGGUGCUGCAAUAACGUUUCUAUGUAAUCCACCCCUUAUCUCAACACACAAAAGGAUCAAUGCUGAAGUCUAUGGAUUGCUCUGCAAGCUUUUUGACUCCCUUACCACCAAGUGCCAGAGACUACCUUGUUCAUUUAACGGUCUUCCUCCAUCUCGGCAAUAUUUUGGAGUGACUUCAGUCGGUCAUACGAUCUAUGUUAUUGGCGGACAGACCAUAGACAACACAGGCAUAAUGACUGACUUGACCUUCUCUGCUUCAGCUGACUCCUAUAACCCCCUGACAAACACAUCAAGGUCGCUUCCUUCGCUCAAAACUCCACGCAGCAGAUUCGCGUGCUGUGCUUCUUCUGACGUGGUUUUCGUAAUCGGAGGUGUUACUAGCGGGUAUGAGGUGCUUUCCUCGAUUGAAGUGUUCGAUUUGAGACAGGAUUGCUGGCUCCAAGCAUCAAGUCUUCCAGCACCCAGACAGGGAGCUCACGCACAGAUCAUUGGAAACCGGCUGUUCGUUCUUGGGGGUUGUUCAUCCCCGUUAGAAGACACAGACCCCAACUACACGCUUUUCGUGUGCGAUGCUAUCAAGAAGGGCAAGAAGGCUGUCGCGACGGAACCGGAAGUCCCCGUGCAGGACCCUCCCUACGUCGUCUGGAUGAAGAGUCGCCAGGAGCGGGGCGACCGUCGUGCUCGCAUUCGGAACGAGAAUCUUGAGACGCGUGGUGGCGAGCCAUUUGGCGAUCCAGACAACCACACCUGCGCGGAACCUGAAACUGAGCCUAUCGAGAGCUCGGAAUCCGAGCCGGAGGAGUUCUGGGCGUACGAGAGCAGUGACAGCGAGGCCGACUCGGAUGCUUCAAUCGACACGGUGGACAGUGACGCGGAUCAGGACGUGGACAACACCGAACUUGAGGGAGAGCGUCCUGGGGAGAGCAACGCGAACGGGAAACGCAAGAUGAAGCAGAAGUCCCUGAAGCCCAAGAAGAAGCGGAAGAUAUUGGAGAGGGACUACAAGGAGAUUUGCGAGGAUCUCGCAAUGUCUGGUGGCGGCAACGUAGCUCGACCCGGCUGGUUCACCUUCAUGGACGACAUCCGUGCAGGCACAGCCGCAGUGACCCCGCAUGUGGUCGACGGUGGCGGUGCUGCCGAGAACCACGCAGAUCCCCUGAGGAACCCGGUGCCGCCCACCCCUGCGCCAGUGACCCCGGGUACGGUGGCUGGUCCAUCAGGGCUUACGCCUGCACAGAAGGCGGAACCCUCCACACCGGUACGCAACAAGAGGGCGGCCGAAAGUGCUACACUCAUGGGAGCUAAGCUAAUCGCUGACACACUUAAGGAAUGCAACAAGGAGGGUCUAGCCAAGCUGGAAGCAAUAACCCAGUUGAUUAUGAGUGCGGUUGCAUCCGCCACUGUAGCGAACAACGCUGCUCCUGCAGACAACAACGGCCCCGCCGUCUCCGAUGGCGCGCCAGCACCGGAACAGCCCACGGGCCUUGAAUCGGAGACCACCGAGGGCGCGGCAGCAGCUGCUAAUUCUACGGGGCAGCAGUAG